Messenger RNA from Danaus plexippus (monarch butterfly), 1232 nucleotides. RefSeq lists its product as uncharacterized. Gene Ontology annotation, biological process: purine ribonucleotide catabolic process. NCBI's taxonomy places the organism in Eukaryota, Metazoa, Arthropoda, Insecta, Lepidoptera, Nymphalidae. The coding region runs from base 100 to 588 and encodes 162 amino acids. The record is from RefSeq and is a predicted model, not a curated record. Gene Ontology annotation, cellular component: nucleus; cytoplasm. The transcript is spliced from 2 exons. Gene Ontology annotation, molecular function: hydrolase activity.
GAAUGCGGCGAUCUGUCAAGGUCCAAAGUCAGUCGUCAAAACAAUAAGGACAAUUUAAAAAAAGCUUGAACCGCGAAGUCAUGUUAGAUAAUAUUAAAAAUGUUUAACAAGGUUCUUCAACGCGCCCUCAAGUUCCGAAUCAAGAAGACCUAUCCCACGAACGUUUACGAUCUGUCCAAAGGAACGGCGAUAGCGCUCCAAAGACCGUACAGCGAUGAAGUAAAUCGCGCGAAAAAUGCAAAAAUUUCAAAUUCUCCUACCAUUUUCGAUAAAAUCAUCUCCAAAGAAAUGAAAGCGGACAUUAUUUACGAAGAUGAUGUCUGUUUGGCUUUCAACGACAUAGCACCGCAGGCGCCUGUACAUUUCCUGAUUAUACCUAAACGUAGAAUACCUAGAUUACAGGACAGCGAAGUAGAUGACAAGGAGCUCCUAGGUCACCUUAUGUUGGUGGCUGGUUCCCUGGCAGCAUCCCGGGCUCCACAGGGCUGGCGUCUGGUCGUCAACAACGGAGUUCAGGGAGCUCAGAGUGUUUAUCAUCUACAUCUACAUGUGCUCGGUGGACGGCAAAUGAAGUGGCCUCCCGGGUAAAGGGUGAUCGGUGCUAGGCGAGGGUAAAUUACCUCAGGGUGUGGGGUAAUAAAGAAUUAUCAGAUUUCUUAGAGUUGGGAGAUUGUAUUAUAUAAAUAAUGUUCUACUAACAACCUCUUUAUAUUCAAUGUCAAUCAUUGAUACAUCUGUUCUGAAACACCGACUUAGUGUCACAUUUAUUUAAAUAAAUUUGUUCUACUAUUUCUAUAAAUUUUCUUAACUUAGUACAGUUUUUUUUUUGCUAUGAAAUGCAUAGCUCAAAUAAAAAAAGUGAAGUAUUGUUUAAGUCACGUUUAUGCCAUUGAAUAGAUUUAAAAUAUUACAUAGAUGUAUAGUAUGUGCAAUAUUCGAUAAAUUAUUUGUUGACUCGGCUCUGUUAAACUACAGGCUUGAUAGGAAAGUCAGUCACGACUACCCCCAUUUUUAAUUCCAAAGGUGUGCCGUAGAAUCUCAAGCAACUAAUGAGUCCUAGUCACAAAUGUCUAGUUGUACCAUGUAGUGCUGAUGCCCUAGUGUAAUACAGCUCCAGCCAUCUUCAUUUAUCCUAAGACGCACAUAUGUUGAAACCGCAUGUAAUGUUCUGCGUAUGUUUAAUGUUCGGUUGAGUUCUGUAACUAAAUGUUGGAAAUAUAUUUUCUAUACAA